Messenger RNA from Gloeophyllum trabeum ATCC 11539, 2199 nucleotides. RefSeq names its product aspartate kinase. The transcript is spliced from 7 exons. Gene Ontology annotation, biological process: amino acid biosynthetic process. Bases 165 to 1979 code for a protein of 604 amino acids. Gene Ontology annotation, molecular function: aspartate kinase activity. NCBI's taxonomy places the organism in Eukaryota, Fungi, Basidiomycota, Agaricomycetes, Gloeophyllales, Gloeophyllaceae. The record is from RefSeq and is a predicted model, not a curated record.
GCGAGUCUCUCUGUCUGUCCCGCAAUGUCGCAACUGCAUCUGCAAUAGGUAUUUUCUGUUUUCCAUGUUGUGUCUCGCAUAGCUCUGUAUUACUUGGACAUUGUUUGCUUCCUUGCUUGCUUUAUCUAUCUUUCCUGGACAAUUCGACCUAGCAAAACUUGACCAUGUCGGGACCCCCUUCUCCGAGCUCAUCUACCUCUUCGCUCUCUGACAACACCAUGCCCGGGACGCCACCGAAUCUGCACCAGAAUAGCAUCGAUCCCGAUGCGAAGUGGCUGGUGCAGAAGUACGGUGGCACGAGCGUCGGAAAGUUCGCGACCAAGAUCGCGCAGGACAUAGUCUCUGGCUACCUGGAUCAGAACAAGGUAGUCAUUGUAUGUUCAGCGCGGUCGGGCAAGACAAAAGCACUCGGGACCACCAAUCUGCUGCUCCGAGCCGCAUCCGAAGCCUUGCAGCGCAAUCCUGCGCCUUCGAUACCUAGCACGCCGGGCACGGUCACUCCAGCAUGGAUGAACGGCUUUACGCGACAGUCCAGUCCCUCGUCCCCCGUGUCUGGCUCGCCGUCCCCGUUCUCAUCCUUCAACCUGGGAUCGGCCAGCGCAAGACAUCAGCCGUUGUUCAGUGCGACUGUUGAUACUAUUCGUGCUGACCAUCUGAGCGCCGCGAGGACGUCCAUCAAGAAUGCUGCUGUUUUACGCGACAUCGAGACGGAAAUUGAAGCUGAUUGCGAGGCCCUGCGGGCCUUCCUAUUCGCGGCUCAAGUCAUAGACGAAAUCUCACCUCGCUCGAAGGACAGCAUCGUCGGAUUUGGCGAGCGCCUCGCAUGCAAGCUCAUGACCGCCGUCCUGAGGGACAACGGCGUCGACGCAGAAUUCGUCUCGCUGGAGAACGUCGUGCCCCCGAUGGAAGAACGGGACUCCUCGCAGACCGAAGCGCUGGACCAGUCCUUCUACGACCGAGUAGCCCAAGCCGUCGGCGAGCGCAUCAAGCUGUGCAGCCCGCGGGUGCCUGUCGUGACAGGUUUCUUCGGCCCUGUACCUGGCUCGCUACUCCGCCAAGUUGGCCGCGGGUACACGGACCUGCUAGCGGCCCUGGCUGCGGUGGGCCUGGAGGCGUCGGAGCUGCAGAUAUGGAAAGAGGUCGACGGGAUCUUUACCGCCGACCCGCGCAAGGUGCCCACCGCGCGGCUCAUACCGAUCAUCUCGCCGGACGAGGCGGCGGAGCUGACGUACUACGGGAGCGAGGUCGUGCACCCGUUCACGAUGGAGCAGGUUAUCCGUCGGAAGAUUCCUAUACGGAUCAAGAACGUCGAGAAUCCGAAAGGGGGAGGGACGGUCAUUUAUCCCGACUCCGACGUAGAUGCGCCGCAACUCCAGCAGGAGCUCGAAGCGGAUCCGUUCCGCGGGGCGAUCCUGGAGGAGCCUGUCUCAUUAGAAGCCCUGCAGGACUUGUCCGUCGCUGCAGAGGAACACCCGCACAAGCGACUGCCCACUGCUGUGACGAUCAAGGAGAACAUAGUAGUCCUGAACGUGAACUCGAAUAGGAAGAGCGUCUCGCAUGGCUUCCUGGCGGGCAUCUUCGGGACGCUUGAUAGGUUCGGAGUCGUGGUCGAUUUGAUCAGCACCAGCGAGGUGCACGUCAGUAUGGCCAUCGAGGACCAGGGGUUGGAUAAAAAGCUGCUAGACAGGCUCAUAAAGGAGCUGCGCAAGAGCGGCUCAGUUUCGGCCCACCGCGACAUGGCUAUCCUGUCGCUCGUCGGGAAACAAAUGCGCAAUAUGGUCGGCAUUGCUGGCAGGAUGUUCACAACGCUUGCCCAGGGAAAUGUGAAUAUCGAGAUGAUCAGCCAGGGGGCCAGCGAGAUCAACAUUUCUUGUGUGAUUGACGGCAGGGACGCUGUCAAGGCGUUGAACUUGAUACACCAGAGCUGUUUACAGAUCAGGUCUGACGGGGGACGAGCAAAAGGGCCAUAUCUGUUUUAGAUCUGCAUUGGGGUAUAGAGUAGGGCUGUCGGUGCUGUCUGCCAUCCAACUGGCAGGCAGCGGGUAGAAGUCAAAAUACUUGUAGAAUAGUAGUCAGGACCGGUGUGGUCUAAUGCUGCCAUCCAACUGGCAAGGGCGCCGCCAUUCGCGACACUUUUCUGUAUUUUUGAGAUCGUAUAUGGUGCUUGCGGAACGCGGGGCACCAGAUUGCUGCCCGGAC